CUACUGGGACAUCAACACAGUGCCCUUGCAGCUACAGCCUCCUGCCAAGUUAUAUUAUGGCGAGGUUGUGGCAGCCGCCGACUGACAAGCAUUAAAUUAAGCUUCACCCUUGAGCACGACACUAUUUUGAGCUCUCGCUACCACGCGACAAUAUACCACGCUCUUCCCAUACGACGGUUCCAUAUGAGAUUCCUGCCGCUGUGUAUCUCGUCGAGUAACACCAUUGGCGUCGCCGCAAACGUCUCGAGCUCUUGGAUGCUAUUUUCAGGCCCAAGACCCCAGGAUCACUUAACGACUCAAUUCAAAGGCAAUAUACUUAGCCGUACUCACACGUUUUUUGCCUCCCAGAGUCACCGGAAGCCAGGCCUGGGACCUUGCCGACGAUACCAACCGCUAACCCAGGAGGCGUCAUCUGAUUCUCUCUUCGUGAUGCUAAGGCAGCAUUCCAGUCCCCAGGCUCGUAUUGUAGAUUUGAUCUCUCGGCCUCACAACGCCAAAACGUGCCUUGAAUCUUGGGAUAUCUUCCAAUCGGUUGUUGCACCCGUCUCGAGUCUGGUACUACGCAUGGCUACCGGCGUUGCAGCAAAGCUUGACCGGGUUAUGGACUCUUCCCGUUCCGGACAAUCGAUAUGGAAUACCCCUCACGUCGGAACGCUGGAACAUGGGAUUGUGCUCGAAUACGGGCUGUCUAACUACUAGGAGAUGUUCGGGCAGCUGUAGACCUUCGAAGUUCAGGAGCCGUGGCAAAAUAGGUGAAGUGUUUGCGGACGGUGGAAGCAUGUCCUUGGACAACACGAGCUCUCUGAAGCCGUAUACAUGCCUUCUGGACCUAUGACUCUGUGCCGGGCCGCCGGACCACCCGUACUGCAAAUUGAGAAUACGCCUUGGCAGCUACUAUCGUC
Molecule: messenger RNA, 902 nt
Organism: Westerdykella ornata
Lineage: Eukaryota; Fungi; Ascomycota; Dothideomycetes; Pleosporales; Sporormiaceae
Exons: 2
Coding region: 184-699 (171 amino acids)
Source: RefSeq, a predicted model, not a curated record